Molecule: messenger RNA, 2396 nt
Organism: Pieris napi
Lineage: Eukaryota; Metazoa; Arthropoda; Insecta; Lepidoptera; Pieridae
Gene: Idh3a
Product: probable isocitrate dehydrogenase [NAD] subunit alpha, mitochondrial
Exons: 7
Coding region: 135-1202 (355 amino acids)
Biological process (GO): isocitrate metabolic process; tricarboxylic acid cycle
Cellular component (GO): mitochondrion
Molecular function (GO): magnesium ion binding; NAD binding; isocitrate dehydrogenase (NAD+) activity
Source: RefSeq, a predicted model, not a curated record
AUGAAACUCAAAGUCAAAAUAUGAUUGGCCUCGCUUAGUGUCUUCCGGUCAUGCGUAGUUCUCUUCUUCGCAAUUUCCUCCCCUCCGCCUCUUGCCGCGGAGUACUCGUCGUCGUAAUAUAAAAUUUAAGUGAAAUGGCUGCAAGAUUUAUCAAAAAAAUCGUCCCGGCGAGCAGGGCGGGUGUUGCCCAGUACAGCACCGGAGUACGUAAAGUUACAUUAAUCCCUGGUCAUGGAAUUGGACCUGAGAUCACGGUAGCCGUACAAAAAAUAUUCGAAGCCGCCAAAGUGCCUAUUGAAUGGGAUGAAGUGGACGUUACGGCUGUUAGGGGUCCAGAUGGCAAGUUUGGUAUUCCUCAAAGAGCAAUUGACUCUGUAAACGAAAACAAAAUUGGUCUUAAAGGACCCUUAAUGACCCCUGUUGGUAAAGGAUACCGGUCUCUUAACUUAGCUCUACGAAAGGAGUUUGACUUAUAUGCUAAUGUGCGGCCUUGCAAAAGUUUAGAUGGAAUCAAGACAUUAUACGAUAACGUGGACGUAGUAACCAUCCGUGAGAACACUGAGGGUGAAUAUUCAGGUAUUGAGCACGAAAUCGUGGAUGGAGUCGUCCAAUCCAUCAAAUUGAUUACUGAGGAAGCCAGUAAGAGAGUUGCAGAGUUCGCCUUCCAAUUCGCAAAGGACAACAAGAGGAAGAAGGUCACUGCAGUACACAAGGCUAACAUUAUGCGUAUGUCAGACGGUCUUUUCCUUCGGUGUUGUCGUGAGAUGGCCACUAAGUACCCUGAUAUCAAGUUUGAGGAGAGAUACCUGGACACUGUAUGUCUUAAUAUGGUCCAAGAUCCAUCAAAGUUCGAUGUUUUGGUGAUGCCCAACCUGUAUGGAGACAUCAUGUCGGACAUGUGUUCAGGUCUGGUCGGAGGUUUAGGUUUGACUCCUUCUGGAAACAUCGGCAAGAAUGGAGCGCUCUUUGAGUCUGUGCAUGGUACAGCGCCAGCCAUCGCGGGACAAGACAAGGCGAAUCCUACGGCUUUGCUACUCUCCGGUGUUAUGAUGCUGCGAUACAUGCGUCUAUUGGAACAAGCUGAUAAAAUUGAAAAUGCCUGCUUUACUGUCCUAAAGGAGGGAAGGGUUCUUACUGAGGAUCUUGGAGGCAACAGCACUUGUUCAGCGUUCACACAAGAGAUCAUAAAGAACCUUGAUUAGAUUUGUCUAAAAUUGUCUAUUAGGUAGCUAAAGUUAGUGGUCUAUCGGUCGUUUGAUUUUCGUCGAUAAUCAGACUUUAUGUAUGUAUGUUUCCUGAAAUUAAUUAAUUCAGACUAUUUUUGGUCACUUCAUGUGUGUUUAAUUGUGACGGCUGUUAGAUAUGUUUAACCCAGAAAUGUUAAAUGUAAUUUAAUUUUAAUGUAUUAUACAGAAAUCAAUGAAAUUAUGAAAGUUUCAGCCAUGUAUUUACAGUAUUGACAAUAGCAAUAAGUUUGUGAAUUUAUUCGUUAUUUUGCUAAUUUUUAACUCAUCAUUUUCAUCAAAUGCAGUUUAAUUUUAAUAUUAAGUUAAGUAGGACAAAUUGAACCAAAUGAGUAUUAUGUUAGUAAGAUCUGCUGAGUAUUUGAAAUUAUAAUUCGACUAGAUUUGUCUUAUGAGAAAAAUUUAAAGAUUAAAUAAUUUUAACAAAAAAUAAUGUAUACAGAAAAAUUUUGACAAUAGUCAACGACGGAGAGUUAAAAGAUAAAAAAUUAAAAAUAUGAAGUGCUCCUUCGUUGAAUAUAAAACUGCCGAUAUCUGUAAUAUGUUUUAUCUAUUUUAAUAUUGAAAUACUCUGAAGAAUGGCAACUUUACUAAAAUUCAAUUGCAGAUAAUAUAAUAAUGUUGCCAGGCUUGUGAGCUAAUUGCUGUUACCAGUUAAUAUUAGUGAGAAAUGGCUGUUUCAAUGUAUUGUGAUGUUGUUAAGGUUAAUAUUAACAAUUGUCGCCUAUUGACGCUAGUAAACACACACUUUGACAGUAAUUGACCAAAUUUAAUAAAAGAUGGCAACACCAAGAUAGAAAAACAGCAAAAUAUUUUUUAUCAUUAUAAUGACGAAACUAUAACUGUGUUGAUAAUGAUAUUGUUUACUACGCGUAAUUAGCGGCAUUUGUUCCCAUUAUAUUAUAUGCCUUAGUGAAUUUUAAUUUAACUUAGCUUUACAAUAUUGCUAUUCUGUAAGAUUAGGUACUUAUUUAAUUUGUUCCUUGGCUCAUUCCAAAUGCAUUUUGAUUUAUGUAUUUUUUAUUAUUUUUACAGUAUUGUAUUUAAUCAAGUUCAAAAUCAGAUUUAAUCUGAAAAUAAAACCGAUAUGCAUUAAUUAUGAUGUUUUUGUAGAUUAAUCUUAUUUUAUGUAGUACAAAAAUGCAAAGGAAA